Molecule: messenger RNA, 1361 nt
Organism: Penaeus indicus
Lineage: Eukaryota; Metazoa; Arthropoda; Malacostraca; Decapoda; Penaeidae
Exons: 5
Coding region: 28-1293 (421 amino acids)
Source: RefSeq, a predicted model, not a curated record
UGUAAAAUCAGGUUUCUCCUCUGCAAGAUGAAGGCCAAGGGGAGGCUCCUGCUCGGCCUCGUUGCCAUAGCAUCUUCGUUUCAGAUUCAAGACGACUGCCUUGUGAAAGAGCGCAUCGUUUACAGUGAUGUGAUGUUUGACACCCUGGAAUUCCUUAGCCUCGUUGAAGAAAAUUCUCCUGCUGUAGAAGUUUUACUGAUCUGCCAGAAUGUCAACCCAAUUUACCUGCUCAGUAUCGGCCUAGAAAAAAUUUUAUUGGAGAAAUCGGAUCAGGAUAAAUCAGUACAAGAGGAGUCUUCGGAUCAGUUAGCAAAGACUGCUGGGUGGAGAAGGUUCAAGCUUGGUUUGGCAAAUAAAACGAUGACUCUGGAAUGCGACGGCAAGUCAUUGUUGGGAAAGGCCUUCGAACUUGGUUGCACUGUUGGCGAGAUCAAAAUCACCAAAGGAAGAUUUACACGGAAGUGUUCUCCUGGCACACCUACUUGGGUGGUUGAGAACGACUCGCAAUUAGAGCUUCCCUUAGUCCAGAUGGAGAAAGGCGUUCGAGAAAGCUUUACAUUAUUUUCCCUGGAGCCUUUCACUCCCUCCUUCAGCAUGAAAGGGGCAAAGGUCAAUCUAGGACUUCGCGGCGACUCAUUGGUGACAAGCGGCAACAUGAAACCACUUCCGGCCGGGCCACACGAUGUCUUGUUCGAAAUCUUCUCUGAGGGAAGCAGAACAAACCUCAAGGUGACGAAGGAUGGGCGUGUUGUACAUGAAACGGCCCUCGAAGAUUCUCCGAAGUGCAUGGAAGUGUCGGGCGACAAGAAGUUCGUGCUGGUGCAGAAACUUGGUCAGAAUGUCCCACGUAAUGGACACUGCGACGGAGGAGAGAACAUUUUUACUGUGUGGUGCCUGGCGGGAGUCCUGGCAGGGGUGUCGACUUCGUUCGUGGCUCAUCUAGUCUUCCAUUACUGCUACUCGCGAAUUUGCAAGAACGAUGGCUCAGGGAGACGAAUUGUUUCAGCUAAGAAUACUGUGCAAAAACCAUCCCACCGUCAGUCUUCCAUUCCUGAAGGAACUUCUUGCCCUGUAUACCUUGAACCUGUGUCUGUACCCGUGGCGCAAUUUCGGGGAGGAGCCAUAACCAGCAGCCGUGCCCUUGGCCGCAGGAGCGUCAUGAGGGUACCUUCCAACAUAGACCACCUGUACGAGGAAGUCGACGAGACGCGACUGACAGCCAUUGACCGAUCACUCGCUGCGGAACACAUGGAGUCCGACAGGUCUUCCUCAGGCACUUUCGGCAGUCAGUAAGAAGGCAGCGGUUGGUCUACUUAUCUUGCACGAGGAUCCCAGUGUCUGUUUACACACACAUACACACA